AUCAUCAGCUACAAUUUGUAUACCAUUAGUAAUGGAAGUUCUGAGAACGAAGAUAGCUAUGAGGCUGAUUUUCAUAUAUAUAAUCUUAUUCUUCAAUUACUGCUUCUUGUUUUGUGCAGCUUCUUCUUCUGACGCCAUAACCAUUGGCAAACCCAUUAGCGAUAAUGGAGAGCUUCUCAUUUCUAAAGGAGGAAAAUUUGCUCUUGGCUUCUUCUCUCCAGGCAAAUCUACCUUUCGCUUUGUUGGAAUCUGGUACUAUAACUUGCCAAAGCAAACUUUUGUUUGGGUUGCCAAUAGAGAUAAACCCAUAAAUGACUCUUCUGGAGUUCUCUUCCUCAACCCAAACAAUGGAAAUCUCGUCCUCCGCCAGAACUCCACCAACUUGCCCAUUUGGUCCUCGAACGUUUCUGUCCCUGUUCCAAGUAAUACAGUUAUGGCUCAGCUCACUGAUUUAGGUAAUCUCGUUCUGAUUCAAAAUAAUGACUCCAAAAAUGCGUUGUGGCAAAGCUUUGAUCAUCUCACUGACACCCUUCUUCCAUAUGCCAAACUGGGUUUCAACAAAAGAACUGGUCAGAACUGGUUGUUGCAGUCAUGGAAGACACAAGAUGAUCCAGGAACAGGAAGUAUCUCGCUGAGGUUCAACACAUCUGGGAAAGAUCAAGUUUUUCUAUAUAAUAAAAAAGUUCCAUUGUGGCGAGGUGGGUUCUUCAAUGGCGAAAUACUUGUGGGUUUGCCAUCUAUGAGAAGAGAAAUGUCAUAUGCUUUCAACCUUACUAUCACAGACGAUGAUAAUUCUGCCGGAUUCACAUAUCACGCCGUCGAUCCCACCGCCAUCUUCCGGAUCUCAGUUGUUCCGACGGGAUACAUGCAAACACAUAAAUGGGAUCAUGAUAUAAAUGAUUGGAAGCUAUAUGGAUCAUACCCAGAAAUCAAUUGUGAAACCUAUGGAACUUGUGGAGCCAAUAGCAAGUGUGAUUCUUUCAACUAUGCUUACAACAAGUGUUUUUGCCUACCGGGGUUUGAACCUAGUAACCCUAAUGAGUGGUACAUGAACGAUGAAUCAGCUGGUUGUGUGAGGAAGAAAGGACCAUCUUUGUGUGGGAAUAAUGGAGAAGGCUUCAUUAAAGUAGACGGUGUGAAGAUUCCAGAUACUUCCAUAGCCAAUUUUCAGAAAGGUUUGAGAGUGGAGGAUUGUGAACAAGAGUGCUUGAGAAAUUGUUCUUGUAAUGGCUAUGCGGCUUCAGAUGUGAGAAAUGGAGGAAGUGGGUGCUUGACUUGGCAUGGAGAUUUGCUGGACACCAUGGUACUAAGUGAAGAAGGCCAUGAUUUAUAUGUUCGUGUUGAUGCUGUUGAACUUGCAAAUUAUGCCAAGAAAUCAAAAGGACCGCUUCCAAAGUCUGGGAUGGUGGGAAUUCCAGUAGCUACUUUCGCCGUGAUUGUUCUUCUAAUUGCCAUGUGUGCUUAUUGCUUUCGGAUAAGGAAAAUAAGAGGUGGUGAAAUAACUGAAGAACAAAUGAAAAUAGAUUCUCCAAUAGAAGAGCAGUACCAUGAUGAAAAUAGAGCACAACCAAGCUUACCAUGUUUCAGCAUUAAAACCAUAAUGGUUGCAACAAAUAAAUUGUCCAAUGAGAACCGAUUGGGGCGAGGUGGAUUUGGUUCUGUGUACAAGGGCUUAUUAUUUAAUGGACAAGAGAUAGCAGUGAAAAGAUUGUCUCAAAGUUCUAGACAAGGAACUCAAGAGUUCAAGAAUGAAAUUAAGGUGAUUGGAAGAUUACAACACAGGAAUCUUGUAAAGUUGCUUGGUUAUUGCAUUCAUAAGAAAGAAAGGAUGCUGAUAUAUGAAUACCUACCCAACAAAAGCUUGGACUUCUUUCUCUUUGAUAGGGAUAGAAGAUCAUCACUAGAUUGGGAUACACGUUUUCACAUCAUCAUUGGAAUUGCUCGAGGCAUCCUCUAUCUUCAUCAAGAUUCAAGGUUGAAAAUAAUCCAUAGAGAUCUUAAAGCUAGCAAUGUCCUUUUAGACCUCGCAAUGAAUCCCAAAAUUUCAGAUUUUGGAAUGGCUAGAAUAUUUGGAGAGGAUCAAAUCCAAGCAAAUACAAAACGAAUUGUUGGGACAUAGUAAGA
Messenger RNA from Neltuma alba, 2124 nucleotides. RefSeq names its product G-type lectin S-receptor-like serine/threonine-protein kinase RKS1. The transcript has 5 exons. Gene Ontology annotation, biological process: recognition of pollen; protein phosphorylation. NCBI's taxonomy places the organism in Eukaryota, Viridiplantae, Streptophyta, Magnoliopsida, Fabales, Fabaceae. The record is from RefSeq and is a predicted model, not a curated record. The coding region runs from base 32 to 2119 and encodes 695 amino acids. Gene Ontology annotation, molecular function: ATP binding; protein kinase activity.